AUGAUUAAAGCUAUUUUAGUAUUUAACAACCAUGGUAAACCUAGGCUCUCAAAGUUCUAUCAGUAUUUCCCUGAAGAUAUGCAACAACAAAUAAUUAAAGAGACGUUUCAAUUAGUUUCCAAAAGGGACGACAAUGUGUGCAAUUUCCUCGAAGGUGGCAGUUUAAUUGGGGGUAGUGAUUACAAAUUAAUAUACAGACAUUACGCGACCCUCUAUUUCGUGUUCUGCGUGGAUUCCUCCGAAAGCGAAUUGGGAAUCCUGGAUUUAAUACAAGUUUUCGUCGAAACUCUAGACAAAUGCUUCGAAAACGUUUGCGAAUUGGAUUUAAUAUUCCACGUAGAUAAAGUCCAUUUCAUCCUAAACGAGCUAGUUAUGGGCGGCAUGGUACUGGAAACGAACAUGACUGAAAUAUUAACGAGAAUCGAAGAUCAAAACAAAAUGGAAAAACAAGAGGUUAGUUCAUUAGUUUACUUAAUAAUUAUAUUAAUCGUGUAUUGUUUAGGCUGGGAUAACAGCGGCUCCUGCCCGAGCAGUCUCGGCCGUCAAAAACAUGAACAUUCCCCAGCAGAUAAAAGACAUCAAACUCCCCGACUUGCCGCAGGCCAUCAAGGACUUGAAAUUCUGACCUCGAACAGCCAAGGAUUUCCAAAACCAUCGGUUGCCCCCGUUUCACCUUCCCUCCCCUUCGGAGUCUCUUCUCGAAGAACCCUCUUCUGUUAA
Molecule: messenger RNA, 720 nt
Organism: Phyllotreta striolata
Lineage: Eukaryota; Metazoa; Arthropoda; Insecta; Coleoptera; Chrysomelidae
Source: the annotation of a GenBank genome assembly